Messenger RNA from Cuscuta europaea, 935 nucleotides. The record is from the annotation of a GenBank genome assembly. Lineage: Eukaryota; Viridiplantae; Streptophyta; Magnoliopsida; Solanales; Convolvulaceae.
CCAGUUAUUAACUAAAAGAAGGAACAUACAAUAGACUUACAUAGUAUAAACUACGUACAGAGCAUCGUUCUUCUUGAUGCCGGCGAACGCAGAACUACAAAUUCCGAUCGGAACAGCUACGGCAGCGGCAACAUCGACUCUGUCUCCCGAUGGUGAUGGCGGCCUGUGAUGGUGUCUCAGGAGGACUACGGUGGAAACAACAGUCUGGUUCUGCGGGACUUCUUCUUCUCCGGCGCUGUAUCAGUAGCGGAUCCGGCGCUGUAUUAGUAGCGGCUCCGGCGAAGACAACGACACGACAUUCAGUUUCCCCCUCCUCCGGCUUGUGUGGAAGUCGUCAGACGGUCGGUGCACAGUCCGGCAUAGUACUCCAGCGUUGGUCCCUCGAAGAAAAUCCCAGCAAUGAUUCUUCCUUCUCCGGCGGCGCAACUGGUUCUUUCUCCGGCGAAUUUCCCCCCUUCUCUCACGUUCUCUUUUCUUCUUUUCUUUUUGCAACGCAGAUGCAAUCGUUCAGCAGUUUCAGUUUGGUGACGGCAACUGCGGCCUCUCUUCUUCCUCCGGCGUAGACCACACCGACGACGUUCAUCCGUUUCUCUCCUUUCUUCCUAUGUUUUGCGACACCGGCCGAAGAUUUAUGGAGAAGCUUCGUUGCUUUGGUGUUCCGUGAUAGAUGAAAAAGCAGGUGUUGCUUGUAUAUGCUGCAGGUGUGUUAGAAAAUAGAAGAGGUUGUUGGUUGUAUGAGUAGAAUAAGUGAUUUUAGUGAGGUGUAAUGUAGAUGAUGUGUAUUAGAGGAAAAGCUCUUGUCUCUAGAAAAGUAGCAUUGUAUUGAUGUUUCUUGGUUUUGCUUGGUUUGCAAAUGAGUACAAUGACUCCUAUUUAUAGGAGCUAGAGGAUCAUUCUAGAUCCUUAUUAAAUGCUAUGAUUCUAGAGUAUUCUAC